AUGGCACCAAACCACCUCCUCCGGGCCGUGAUGCCACUCCGAACAAUGACACCACUGGCCCUGACGCGCCCAGUCCUCUUCCAAACCUCCAAGAUCACAGUCCCCCACCGCCAAAAAACAACAAGCACACAACCAAAGCCAGAAAACACCCCGCAAACCCUCACCCUGCCGUCCCGCCUGCGCAACUACGCCUCGGUCCUGAAGACAGGCACAGUCGUCUCCGUCGGCCGAAUGGACCGCACCGUCCGCGUCUGCCACAGACACAACACCUACGACCGCCACAUCGGCAAGUACUAUCCGAAGGAAACGAACUACCUAGUCUCGGACCCGCGCAACAGUCUCCGCGACGGCGAUGUCAUCGAGUUCUCGUCCGGCGCGCCAAAGAGCAAACACGUCCACCACGUCGUCGAGCGAAUCAUCACCCCGUUCGGCAGUGCUAUCUCCGAGCGGCCGACUGUGAUGUCCCGUGCUGAACGUGAAGCUGAGCGUGAGGCGCGCUGGGCCGAGAAGUACCUGCGACGGGAGGAGCGGAUUCUCGGUCGCGAGGUUGAUCUCCGGGCUGAGGUCUUGGAGAUGUUGGCUAAGAGGGGAGAGGCUGUCGAUGAGGCUGCUUUCGGGGAGUUGUCGAAAGCUCAGUUGAUUCGCGAGUAUCAUGGGGAUCAGGAGCGUGUUGGAAAGAUUAAGAAGCUUGUAAGGGAGAGAAUGGAGAUGGAGUAG
This is a messenger RNA of Penicillium nucicola, 717 nucleotides long. Its product is annotated as uS17 family ribosomal protein. NCBI's taxonomy places the organism in Eukaryota, Fungi, Ascomycota, Eurotiomycetes, Eurotiales, Aspergillaceae. The record is from RefSeq and is a predicted model, not a curated record. Bases 1 to 717 code for a protein of 238 amino acids. Gene Ontology annotation, molecular function: structural constituent of ribosome. The transcript has a single exon. Gene Ontology annotation, cellular component: ribosome. Gene Ontology annotation, biological process: translation.